AACACGGCGCUAACCCCGUUGGCGGCCAAGUGCUGAGGGAGGAAAGAGCGCCGGGGUCCCCCUGCUGAGCUGUUUUCAAAAGGACUGUGAAUGCGGAGUGGCUGCUACUGAUGUUGACUAGUGUGAAGCCUCCUUUAGGCAGGAGCGCAAGACGGUUGGGUUUGAGGACUUCUUCACAGGUUCCAUCAAUGUUACUCCACGCUCAUCCAGCAGAAGGCCCACUUGCAGCAGGGGUAUUAAUGGCAGGAAACGUGGAUGUGUACAACUCUUCUGUUCAUGACUCCUGUGUUUCUUCAGGGUUUAAAACCCUCUAUGAAGAAGGAUUGUUAUUCGAUGUCACGCUAGUAAUUGAGGAUCACCAAUUCCAGGCUCACAAGGCACUAUUGGCUACACAGAGUGACUACUUUCGAAUAAUGUUCACAGCUGACAUGAGAGAGCGAGACCAGAACAAGAUUCAUCUUAAGGGACUGACUCCAACGGGUUUUAGUCAUGUGCUUCAAUUUAUGUACUAUGGCUCCAUUGAACUGAACAUGAGCACUGUCCAUGAGAUCCUGCAGGCAGCCAUGUAUGUCCAGUUGACUGAAGUGGUGAAAUUCUGCUGUUCUUUCCUAUUGUCAAAAAUCUGCUUGGAUAACUGUGCAGAAAUCAUGCGACUCUUGGAUGAUUUCAGUGUUAAUAUAGAUGGUAUCCAAGAACAGCUGGACAAGUUUCUCCUUGAGAAUUUCGUGCCACUCAUGUCCCGGGCUGACUUUCUAUCCUACUUGAGUGUUGAAAAGCUUUUGUCAUGUUUGGAAAAUGACCAAUUAAGCCGAUUUCCAGAAAUUGAGCUUUUUGAGGCUGCGCAGGCCUGGCUGCGACAUGACAGAAGCCGUUGGAGGCACACAGAUGCCAUUGUUCAGAAUGUCAGGUUUUGUCUGAUGAAUACUACAAACGUUUUGGAAAAGGUGAAACCAUCUGAAUUCUAUCGCUAUUCACGACAGCUGCGUUUUGAGGUUGAGCAGGCUUUAAGUUAUUUUCAGAAUAUUAAUCAACAGCCUCUUCUGGAGAUGAGAUCCAACCGCAUUCGCUCUGGCAAGGCACAGACUGCAGUUUUCCGAGGAAUGAUUGGACACAGCAUGGUGAAUAGCAAGAUUCUUCUGCUGCACAGGCCAAGAGUUUGGUGGGAGUUGGAAGGUCCACAAGUACCAUUGCGACCUGAUUGCCUUGCAGUAGUAAACAACUUUGUGUUUCUGUUAGGAGGGGAAGAGUUGGGCCCUGAUGGUGAAUUUCAUGCCUCUUCGAAAGUUUUCAGGUAUGAUCCUCGACAAAAUUCAUGGUUGAGAAUGUCUGAUAUGUCUGUUCCCCGAUCUGAGUUUGCUGUUGGUAUCAUUGGAAAAUAUAUCUAUGCUGUGGCAGGGAGAACGAGAGAUGAAACAUUUUACUCUACAGAACGUUAUGACAUUACACAAAACAAAUGGGAAUUUAUUGAUCCAUAUCCGGUUAAUAAAUAUGGACAUGAAGGAACAGUUCUCAACAAUAAGCUGUACAUAACUGGAGGUAUAAUGUCCUCUUCAACCUCCAAACAGGUAUGUGUAUUUGAUCCCAGCAAAGAAGGGACUGUAGAACAGCGGACAAGGAGAACGCAAGUUGUUACAACAUGUUGGGAGAACAAAGCCAAAAUGAAUUAUGCACGCUGCUUUCAUAAAAUGAUUGCGCACAAUGGGAAACUCUAUGUAUUUGGUGGUGUGUGUGUAAUUUUAAGGGCAUCUUUUGAGUCUCAAGGCUGUCCGUCUACAGAAGUUUAUAAUCCUGAUACUGAUCAAUGGACUAUCCUAGCAUCAAUGCCCAUUGGUAGAAGUGGACACGGGGUGGCAGUUGUUGAAAAGCAGAUAAUAGUCCUUGGUGGCCUUUGUUACAAUGGUCAGUACAGUGACUCCAUACUCACCUUUGAUCCAGAAGAAAAUAAAUGGAAAGAAGAUGAAUAUCCAAGGAUGCCUUGUAAGCUGGACGGCCUACAAGUCUGCAGCCUUUACUUUCCUGACUUCAUAUUGGAGCAUGUUCGGAGAUGUACAUAAGCCAAGGCAUUACACUAAUCAACUGGAUGGGAGUGUAGAUCUUUAAUGGAUUUGGGUGAGAGGGAGUUGUGCAGUAUUGAAAAGUAUUCCCAUUGAAAUACUGAUGCCCAAAGAAGAAGCUGUGUAUGUCUUUCCUGUGCAUUUCAGAGGUUUGUUUUUGUAUAAUUUGAAUUAGUUGCAGUCUUUGCUAAAAUCUGUAAAAAAAUUUACAUUUUGUUUCUACCAUUUUAAUUUAGAAACCUGAGUUGUUAAUGGUGAAGUUUAUAUUUGUAACUGUAUUUGACAAUUUGACCCUUAAUACCCUUACAACCUGAGCCUGGCAUUCUCUAUACUUGGUACAAUUUCUGUAGAGCUUACCUGAAUUUCUGUCAAUAUUUAUAAUUUUUUUACUAUUUUCCUUUUAGGUUUCUCUCUUCUUUGUAAUUUUAUCAACAACUUUAGCAUGCCACAUAAAUCUUACUUCACCUGAACUUCUAAUCAAAUUUUCCUGAUUUCUCUUUCAUGGUCCAAUCAUUUGUGCUCAGAAUUAUGCAUCCAUUGAGGAACAAAUUCUUUUGGUCGGUUACAUGAUGAAAAUAUCCCAGAGUGUAGUUAAAGUUUUAUGCAAGAGGCAGCAGACAUCACACAAGACAGAAAAACUAUUUCUUAUAGGAUCAGUGGGAGUCAAGGAUGGUGAUGGAGUAAAGGAAACAGUCUGGAAGCGAGAACAAUUCUUUAGUGAAUUAUAGAACAUAGAGUACAUAUACAACAUUACAGCACAGUACAGGCCCUUGGGCCCUCGAUGUUGUGCCGACCUGUCAUACCGAUCUCAAGCCCAUCUAACCUACACUAUUCCAUGUACGUCCAUAUGCUUAUCCAAUGACGACUUAAAUGUUGGCGAAUCUACUACCGUUGCAGGCAAAGCGUUCCAUUCCCUUACUACUCUCUGAGUAAAGAAACUACCUCUGACAUCUGUCCUAUAUCUUUCACCCCUCAAUUUAAAGCUAUGCCCCCUCGUGCUCGCUGUCACCAUCCUAGGAAAAAGGCUCUCCCUAUCCACCCUAUCUAACCCUCUGAUUAUUUUAUGUGUCUCAAUUAAGUCACCUCUCAACCUUCUUCUCUCUAAUGAAAACAGCCUCAAGUCCUUCAGCCUUUCCUCGUAAGACCUUCCCUCCAUACCAGGCAACAUCCUAGUAAAUCUCCUCUGCACCCUUUCCAAAGCUUCCACAUCCUUCUUAUAAUGCGGUGACCAGAA
Stegostoma tigrinum is the source of this 3288-nucleotide messenger RNA. It is a transcript of the gene klhl15, whose product is annotated as kelch-like family member 15. The transcript is spliced from 4 exons. The record is from RefSeq and is a predicted model, not a curated record. Gene Ontology annotation, molecular function: protein binding. NCBI's taxonomy places the organism in Eukaryota, Metazoa, Chordata, Chondrichthyes, Orectolobiformes, Stegostomatidae. Gene Ontology annotation, biological process: nuclear protein quality control by the ubiquitin-proteasome system; protein ubiquitination. Bases 111 to 2054 code for a protein of 647 amino acids. Gene Ontology annotation, cellular component: Cul3-RING ubiquitin ligase complex; nucleus.